Lampris incognitus (smalleye Pacific opah) is the source of this 5280-nucleotide messenger RNA. RefSeq names its product ubiquitin-conjugating enzyme E2H (UBC8 homolog, yeast) (gene ube2h). Gene Ontology annotation, biological process: protein polyubiquitination; ubiquitin-dependent protein catabolic process. NCBI's taxonomy places the organism in Eukaryota, Metazoa, Chordata, Actinopteri, Lampriformes, Lampridae. The record is from RefSeq and is a predicted model, not a curated record. The coding region runs from base 204 to 755 and encodes 183 amino acids. The transcript has 7 exons. Gene Ontology annotation, cellular component: nucleus. Gene Ontology annotation, molecular function: ubiquitin conjugating enzyme activity.
CGAAGGGAAGACGGAACGGGCAGAGAGGUCUGGCGCUACUGCCUAGGACGGGGACCGAGCCGUGGACACGUUUCGCUGUGAACGUCUGCUGAAAGCAAAUGUUAACUUUCGGAUAGUGCGCUUGGCUAGACUGUCUAGCGUUUGAGGGGGGGGCUAGCUUAUCGGUUCAGUUAUCGGUGCUCGGCGGUGGAAUUAUAGCGAAAAUGUCGUCUCCAAGUCCUGGUAAAAGGCGGAUGGAUACCGACGUGGUGAAACUCAUUGAAAGCAAGCAUGAAGUCACUAUUCUCAGCGGACUCAACGAAUUUGUAGUCAAGUUUUUUGGACCACAAGGAACGCCGUAUGAGGGAGGCGUGUGGAAGGUCCGAGUAGAUCUUCCUGACAAAUAUCCUUUCAAAUCGCCAUCAAUAGGAUUCAUGAAUAAGAUUUUUCAUCCGAACAUUGAUGAAGCAUCAGGGACAGUGUGCUUAGAUGUCAUCAACCAGACAUGGACAGCCCUCUAUGAUCUGACCAAUAUCUUUGAGUCCUUCUUGCCCCAGCUGCUGGCUUACCCAAACCCCAUUGAUCCCCUGAAUGGAGAUGCAGCUGCCAUGUACCUCCACCGUCCAGAAGAGUACAAACAAAAAAUCAAAGAGUACAUCCAGAAAUAUGCAACAGAGGAGGCUCUGAAGGAACAAGAGGAGGGGGCCGGCGACUCCUCGUCAGAAAGCUCCAUGUCGGAUUUCUCAGAAGACGAGGCCCAGGACAUGGAGUUGUAGUGAUAGGGGCACCCCUCCCCUCCCCCCAGCCCUCCCCUUCAAACCCCCACAGAGACUAUAUUUGAUUUCCUAACCAUGAGAAAGCAGACUUAUGAUAUUCGUAUUUAAACAAGUUGAUUUUUUUUUAUUAUUAUAAUUAUUAUUAUUAUUAUUCCUACUAAACAAGGAUUUUUAUGGAUAUCUAGCCUUUGGUGUAUAUGACAGACACCCCCUACCAUUCUGUAGCCGUUUCUCCCCCGCCCAUCUGUCACUGUUGCUGUUGCACACUCUUUCACCUCACCCUUUUAUUAAGGUGUAUGGUCGUGUAGUAGUAGUCUGGAUCCAGCGCCAUAAAAGCCUUCUUCCAUUCUUCCUUGCUCUGGUUUGUUAACAGUGUGACUGUCUGAAUUUCACCAUUCACGUGGCUGGCAGUGGGGGUUAAGGAAGCAUGACCACAUGGGAAUGUCGGUAGACAGGAAGCAGCCCACCUGGGUUCACAAAUCUGGCAGUCAACGAACACCUUGUUGCUGCCGUGGUUGACCGACAAUUUAGGCCGAGGAAUGGAACAUUAUUAGUUCCAGUUGAGGCUGAACAGAGGAUAGCGGCCUCACAAGCCAUCUGUGUAACCUCCGUGUAAUGGUCACACCGUUAAUGAGCAUGUGCGAGUGAAAAUGAAAAUGAGACGGAGGUUGGGUCCAGUCUCAUGUAGUAGCGGUCUUCCUCACAUUCCGCUGUUAGCUGGAUUAAACUCCGACGCAUGCCCCUCGCAUCGUUCUGACCUGUGGUACAUGUCCCCAUCACAUCGACUGGACUCAAAAUGGAGACUUUUGACCAUCUUAUCUACCGGGACAAAUGGGGCAGGGGUGAGUGGGGGAAUUUUCCGUCAUUUUCUCACGAUCACUAGUUUGAGGAAGAUGAUAAAGUGGGGUUUCGCUAACAAGUAGUCACAUGUACGCUUGUUAUUAUUAUUAUUAUUAUUAUUAUCAUCAUCGCCGAGGGAAAGGUUUAUGAAUACUCACUUUGGUUUUUACAGAUCGAACGGCUCGUCUGUGAGCACAGAGCACCAGACGUUGCUGUUUGACUCAACCUCGCUGGGUUUUAAGGUUUGAAAGUCCACAAUGCAUCCGGAAGAGAUUGGCAAUCACAGCUUUUACCUUGACUGUUACUUCAGUUUUCCCCAAAAUUAUUGGUGUAACUCUGACAUUUCACUCAGUAAGGCGUGGACAUUUGUACGUGUGCAGCACCUACCUUGUACAGUGAUAACACACCUCUUUAUAAAGCCUCAUAAAAACUCGCAGUGUCAAAAAAAAUAAGUAAACAUUGACCAAGUGUUGCUUGCCGAGGCUUGUAAUGGCAGUCAGACUACCUAGGAAACCUUGAAUUGUAAAUCACCUUCUUUUAACUUUGUAGAUUGUAGUAAUAAUCACAGGGACUGCUUUUCGUUGGUUGGUGGGUCCUGAGUGAGAGAUUGAUAUUGGAAUAAUACCUCUUGUGUCAAAGCAGUGUUCGGGGGAGGAGGGUGGUCACCUUAAUGCAUCUGACUUCAUUUCCCUCUCCCAGCAGUGUGUUUUGUGCCUCAUCUCGUAAAGAAAGGUGACAAUUUAGGGAAUCUCAAAAGCCCAAAUACUUGACAAGGAAAGCCAUGAAGGUCAGACUAAAUUUAAGAAGAAAAAAAAGCACACACCACCCCCACCCCCCCAACCUCCAUUUCUAUUUCUCCUCUUCUUCCCCGCCGUUUGACCUUUUUUGAAUUUGUCCCAAUAACAUCUUGAGUUUUUCUCAUCACCACUUUGUACAGUUUAGGGUUAUGACCUAGGAUUGAGUAACGUUGGGCUUUCUUAACUGAGCUUAUGUAGGUUUGAUAGAGGCUUUUGUGGCUUGGGUUUGACAGACAUGAGUUUGGCUGUAUCUUGCAUAGUGAGAAACAUUUUCACAGAAAAAAAUGGUAUUUUAAUGGAGGAAAAUCAUGCUAACAUUCGUUGAACUUGCUUAACUAUAAAAAUAAGUGUUUUUUGACAUGAUGUCUGGGGUAGGUAGUUUCGCUGGGUGGUGACUCCGGGUAAACAACACAUGGUAUAUGGCUAUAUUACAGAUAGUGUUAGAUAGUUUGAUGUAAUUGUCUGGCAUUCAUUGUUCAUCAGGUUUUUAGUUGGCGUCUGUUGCAUGGUAUAUGUAAGAUACUCCAUAGACAUAACCUGCUUGUCCUCCUCUUGCAGAUUUGGAGUCGUGCAGUCGAGUGUGAGUGAUUUCAAUCUAGGACAACAUUUGACCUGUAGUAAGCCUGGUAGAUCUUAAUGUGUGUAGAAAUCAAAUCUUUGCUUCCAACCCAUACAGAUAGUCUGGAAUUUCUCCAAAGGCAUUAGCUUAAAAAGAAAAAAAAAGGAAAAAAAGUGGGAGGGUCGAAUUACAUUUUCAUAAUCAUCAAACCAUUGGAAUAUCAGUAGGACCCCUCCUGAGUUUGUUUUUUAAUUUUCAGCACACGAUUGAAGAGUUGGACUAUUUAAGGCAACGGGGGUUAAUCAUCUAAAUUGGUCCGAGGGAGAUUUGGGUGUUAACAAUACCUGGGUGAGCUUUUCAGCAGGAUGCAGCAUUUUGAAUUGGCGCAGGGAGAAUUCAAUUUAAUCGACUCACUAUUGCGACAUUGAGGAUGUGUGAACCUGGCUUUCAUAUUGCCAUCUGAAUGUUGUACAUCUGUUUGAACAGGCCGCGGUGUGGGAAGUCUGUGAUCGGCAUCUUCUCACCCACAAAAACAGAGCCUGCAAAAAAAAAAAAAAAAAACCAAACUGUGAGAAUAUGCAGCAUCCCUGUCUCACAGUUGUCUUGUGCUUUCUCCCAAGCUGCCUACAUAUAUAUAAAUAUAUAUAUUUAUUCAUUAAAGAGAACCUUUUUGCUUUUGUGUUUUUCAUCUUGGUCGUUAUCGUGCGCCACUGUUAUACAAGGGUGUAAAUUACAGUCAGCUUAACUGUCACACUGAGGAGAAUUGGAAAUUUGAUUUUUUUUCUAUUUUUAUUUUGUUGGAAGUAUUAAAAUUGGAAGUUUUUUUUUUUUUUUUUUACUUUUCAUUUAUGCGGUGUUGUAAUUGAGUGCUGAAUAUAUAUCAGAGUUGAGAAAUGUAAUAAAAAGAACACUUACCUGUGACACAGUGGUGCAAGAGGGAACAAAAACAUUUUGAUCUUAUUUAAACAAUAUCCUGUUUUUUGUUUUGUUCCCCCCCCCCAAAAAAGUGCAAACUUGUAUUUUGGUGAGGUUCCAGCUUUUGGUUUCAGUAGUGUGCAUCCACACAGGGCAAUAAAUUGACACCACAGCGGGCUGCAGCCAGCCGCUAUUUAAUUUUCCCUGGCCCCUUUUUUUAUUUUCCCAAACUAACUUGGUGAUAAAGAUCAUUUACAGCCUUUGUGUUUGUGCUCUUGUUUUUAACUCUUGAGUUCAGGACUGAACAAAUGUCCAAUAAACCAGUAAAUGAUUAUGCUUCUGUUGGAACUUUUGUUUUUAAAAAACUUUUUUUUUCUUCUUUUUUUGGGGGGGAAAAAAAGGGGGAUGGACACAAAAGUGUUAAUUGAUUUUUCUCAUUUAAUUUCCUUUCAGCUCCCCUGGCCUCCUUUUUUUUGUUUUUUGUUUUUUUGGGGUGGGGUGAGGGUGUUAAUAAGACCACGAGGCUUACAGAUGGGAUGGAUAUCUACCACCAAUCCUUUUAAAAACUUGACCCCGGUCAACCUGCUUCCAGCUAGUGUUAACAUCUGGGAGGGAUCUUGAGUUGGGGAGACAACACAACACGACACCUUUGCAGACUUGCAGGGAGCAUUGCGGUAUGGAGCCGUAGGCCCACAGAUCAGUACAUACGCCGGUCCACAGCUUUCACUGGACAAAAGACGAGAGAGACUCAAGGGGCCAGAGGCACCGGCCCGUCGUCCAUCCAGAGGGGGGCGUUCUGCAGGCCAUCUCGUCAUUAAACGGCACAAAAACGGCAGCCCUAAUCUUCACAUGUCAACAACCCCCCACCACCGCAGCCUAGUUCUCCCCCCCCCCCAACCCACCCCCAUGUGUUGGCUGUACCUCUCCCGUGCACUUGCAUGCUUCUGGUUGAGGCUCCCCACCCGUUCUCUUUUCGUGCUCGAGUACAUUUGUGCCCCGUGCUGGCCUAUACUGUUGCCACGAGGGGGCCUAGUUAAGCAGGCGCGCGCACACACACACAGCAUGGAAAGUGGCUGUUUUUUAUAGUAACUAAGUAUUUGGUACCUAGUAUGUGAUACUUUGGGGGGUGGGGGGUCCAAAGGGUUGAUUUUUGUUUUUCCAAAAAUCCGUCCUCGGUCUUAUUUUGACUCCUCUUUUGCCCUCGAUCUCUCCUCCCUGUUUUUUUUUUUUUUGUUUGUUUGGGUUUUUUUUUUUUUUUUUUUUGGUUUUUUUUUUUUAACCCCCCAUUUUUCUUUGCAUUGUGAAGUGGGCAUGCUUGUCAAGAAGACAUGCUCUCUAUUAAUAGGCUUAUAACCUCUUAAAUAGUUGUGUAUAAAAUAAACUGUUAUAACUUCUUUUUUAAUAAAACAUUAAA